AUGGUCACCUUCCCCAAGGUUAAGGAGACGGGCCCUCCAGGACACAACGUGCUCAGCAUAUAUCUCAAUCCGUUUCAUGUGAGCCUUGUUGGAACUGAGGUCCAUCGCCUAAACACGUUCUGUGGUCAGGACUUUCAUCUCAGUUUUGACACAUGUCACAACAUUAAAGGUUUGGGGCUGCGGGCGUGCUGGCGCUUGGAACGCGAGGAGCUGCCCGCCUUGGUGGUGGCCAAGGGCAUUUCCGCAGCACCGGCUCCUGUGCACCCCAGCGGACAAGCAUACCCCCAAGGCUGUUGCAGCUGUUGACCCAUUUACUUGCAACGUGCAGAAGGAAGCCCUAAGGGGAAACUUGGCCAAGCUGUGACCGAUGUGCAAAUACCUAGUUAUUCUCGAGGUUUUCUGUCAUCUGAGCUGAUUAUGGCUGGAUCAGUCAAUGAAGUUUCUGGCAGUAUGGACGUGCUGGAGUCCAGUGAAGAGGGGAAGAAGAAAUCCAAAUUUAAAGCCUUCAAGAGCUUUUUUGGCAAGAAGAAGAAAAAAGAUUCUGAAGAUGUCCAGGGAGCAAAGUUGCUGAAAACAAGCAUUCCUGACAAUAUUAACACCUCUUCCCUGAAGCCAGUUCAUGGCAGCCAACAGAUUCAGCCUAGGCCCAAGAGCAGCAUGGGAAACAAAGCCAUAUCUCAUGACAGCAUCUUCCUAUUGGAUCCUCAGUCGGAAAGGCCGGCAAGUAAGAUGUUUACUUCCAUGGAGCGCCAGAAAGGCAGACUGAUACAGAGAUCUUACGUUUACAGAACUCUGCCAAGAACUGGCGCUAGCGUCCGGGGAACCACGUCUGGAGUUAUGUUUGGAGCUGCGCCUCGACAUAUGCCCAGAAGUGGAAUCUGGGUAGCAGGCUCCAGGAUCACAGAGGUCCCACCACUGCGACCACGCCAACCCAGCAUCAGCCCACCACUUAUCCGAUCUGACAUAUUUUCUGAUGAAUUUAAAGAAAUUUCUGUUGAUGAUGAGCCAGUUGACAGCUCACAAACGAAGACUUCAUCAUCCAAGAUCUUGGCACUGAAGAAGAACUUCACUGAGUCAUCAUCUGUACCGGAUCUCACACAGUCCUUGGCUGCAUUUGCUAGCAUUACCUCUCCUGGAAACACUCAGAAGUUCAGUGAUUUCCCCACCCCAGCCACCAGCCAGAGCUGUUUAGAUUCUUCAGCUGCUCGACACAAGAUGACUUUAAAUCCCAGGAAGCAAAAGAAGAACUUUCAAACAACUGUGAAAGCAAAGCAGGAGGAGCCAAGCAUUUCACUGGUUACUGAAGAAGAAAAGAGUGUGAGAAAACCAAAAGAUGCUGACCAGAAGCUGAACAAAGACAGUGAAGAACCCACAAGCCAGAAACAGAACAACGAAACAGAGAUUUAUGAUAAGACAACAGAACAGGCCCCAAACACUGACGCUUCUGGGAACCUAGGCGGUAUGUCAGCAGUAUAUGGAAGAAGAUGUAGACGAGUGGGAGCAAAUGCUUUAGGAAUGAGUGAGUGUGGGUCCAAAGGAAGAAGCUCUGUACAGUCCAGUCAAGGACACGGCCUGGGUGAUGGGGCUGGGUCCUUACCUACUGAUAAGACUGCCAAGGGUUGCUCUUUCUGGAACCUACACUUGAAGACAAAAGUCACGGAGCAGCUCACAACUCCACAAGUAGAAACCGCUACUGCUCAGGAGUUGCUCUCAGAUGAAGGUGACAUGAGUGGUAGCAACGAUGAUGUCAAUAUUCAGGCAGAAAACACAUCAGCACCCCAGCCUCUGCCUGCAAACAUGGAAGCGUCGAUGGUUAGUGGUCCACCAUCAUAUCAUGAACAUACGGGUUCUACAGCCAAGAAGCUACGAGCCAGAGCGCUUGCUUCCCCAGUGAUGGAGAGCUCUUCCGCAACCCCAGAGGCACAGGGGAUUAGGGAGCCUUCUCAGAUCCACUCAGCAGAGGGAAAAGCUUCCAACCUUGCUCUGCAAAAGGCCCGAUCCAAAAUGCAGCCAGCCCAGGAUAUCCCAGCUGCCUUCAAAGGUGAGCCUCCUGGAAAUAUCAUCCAGGCCUUCAUAGUGAGUGAAAUUUCCGGCAUGAUCAGUGAGGCAGACGAAAUCAUUUUUGCAGAGAGGCUGCCUCCCCUACACCUUUCCACUUUCUUAGGGCAACACGAGGCUGAGGAAGUCUUCUCAGAGUUAGACAAUGGUUCCGAGGACGGCAGUCGUUCUGAGGAGCAAGUGAUCCCUGCGCAUUCUCUCGCGCGUUUGGGGAAGCCUGCAGCUAAGGAAACCUCAGAUUCAGAGAGUGGUACCCAGGAGCAGAGCAAUUCCGAGGAAUUGGCUUCUUCUGGUUGCUCUUCUCCAUCCUUGGGGAAGUGUGAAGGUAAACCAAAAGUCUUACCCAAAUCGAAACAUUCUGUCACGCAAUUAAGCAGCUCUGGGAAGCAGCAGGUUCCUAGCUACCCUUCCCGACCUUUCGAGGAGUGUCAAGUUGACAAAGUCCCCCGAGGAUCGAGUGGUCGUGCUGAAGAUUCGAGCAGCUUGGAGGGAGAGCUCCCGGUCAGACCCCGCGCCCAGGCCCUGAGGAAGCCCAGAGAACACGCAGAAGUCAGCUCAGUCCCAAAGAACACGGCUGAAGAGAGCGGUUCUGCGGAGCAGACGCUGCCCACAAGCCCUGCGCAGCGCACUGGGAGGCCUGUGUUGCCGCAGCAGCUCUCCUCCAGUCCAGUGAGCUCUUCGACAGAACAGAGCAUUUCUGGCGAGUCAGUGUCUCCCUCAAAUCCUUACCAGCCGUCGGAGGGCCCCGAUUCUGAGCAACAUGUCUCUGUAAAUCCCAAGGGUGUGGCUACCGACUGGGGCAUUUCUAUGGAGCCACUGCCUCCCAGAAUGAAUUCUAAGCGCUCUGUGAGGCCAAAAGCUGAGCAGCAGGUCCCUUCACGUGCAGAAAUUUCAGCUACUGGAGAGGUCGUUUCGACGGAGGUGCUGUCUCCCAAGCAUGCUUCUCAGCCCCUGUCGAAAUCAGUAGUUGAACAAGAAGAUUCUUCAGGCUCCAAGAGCUCUGCUGGUGAGAAGGAUUCUGUGGCGCCUCAGGAUCAACAGGAUGUGUUGUCAGGCUCGGAGGCUAUUGCUGACGAAAGGGGCGUUUCAGUCGUGCCGCUGCUCCCCAAAGAUUCUCCCCAGUCCUCGACAACUCCUCAGGUCCAGGGAAUCGUCUCAGAAAGCGCUGCUGCGAAGGAGGACGUUUGCGGAGAGCUGUCGCCUCCUGGGUGUCCUCCCCAGGCCUUGGUCAGGCCUAGCAGCCAGCUGCAGAAGACCCUAGGCCCCGCGAGUGCUUCUGCGCAGUGCGGCGGCCAUGGGAAGCCACUGCCUUCCAGACACAGCCUCCAAGCGCCGGGGAGCCCCGCCUUUGAGCAAGUCUCUGCAGGUUCAGAGAAUGCUCAGGCUGAGGGCAGCACUGCGAUGGGGCUGACUCCCCCAGCUGGGCGAAACGUCUUGGCAGGUCCCAAGACGGAACCGCCUUCCCACAAGGCUUCUCAGUCCCGGAGAGCAGGGGUCAGGCGGCCGUCCUCUGCAGGUUCAGCGAGUGCCUCUGACGACUGGAGUGAGUCUGAGGAGUUUCCGGGAAACCCUUUGCCUUCAGGGGAGAAGCCUACAUCGGGGCAACAAGUCUCUGCAGGUCUGGAGAGUGCUGCCGCUGAGGGGAGGAUGUCUGUGGAGCUGCAAUCCCCCAGGCCCCAUGCUCAGCCCCCGGCGAAGGCUACAAGUGCAGAGGGUGUUGCCCCCGAGGGCGGCGUCUCUGCAGAACUGCAGCUUUCUGGACAUCCGUCUCAGUCCACUGUAACACAUGAUGUCCAGAAAAUGGCCGCAGGUCCCCAGAGCGCUGCUGUUGAGGGACGCAUGUCAGGGGAGCCGGUGCCCCCCAAAGGUUCUACUCAGCUCUCUGUCAAGUCCAAAGUGCAGGAGAUCUCCUCACGCCUAACAAACACGGCUAAAGUAGAGAAGUCGCUGCUUGCCAGCCAUCCUUCCCGGUCGUUUGUGAAGUUUAUGGCACAGCAAAUCUUUUCAGAGGACUCGGCUCUCAAAGAGAGCUCUUGCAUGGACCCCCCGCCUCCAAAGCAUCCAUCCAAAUCUCUGUUGAGGCCUAAAACGGAUCACAAAGUUUUCUCAGAUAGGGAGCAUGCUGACGCCGGGGGAGGCAGUUCUUCGAAGACGCUGCCUAUAAAGCACUCUGUCAAGUCUGUGGGGAGGCCCAAAGACCCGCAAGAAGCUUCCUCAUCCUCAGAGCACGUUCCCGUGAAGAGGAGCACUUCUGAAGAGCAGCUGUCUCGUAGACAGAACGCCCCAGCCUCGGGAAAGUUUGAGUGCCAGCAAGAAGUCCCCUCUCUUUCUGAAAGCUCUCCCGAAGAAUGGAGGCCUUCUAGAGAGAGCCUGCCUCCCAGACGCGCUCCUCAAGCGUUGAAUGGGUCGCAAUUGCAGCCGCAGACUUGCCCGGCGGGCUCAGUGGAUGGGCCUGUAAGGCGGAGCAGUCCCCAAGAGCACCUGCAUCCCAGAAACCCUUUACCGCCUUUUGGAGACUCUGAAUAUGAGCAACAGGUUCUUUCAAACUCCACGAGCGCUACUACCAAGGGAACCAUUUUUGAGGGCAAUUCUGGCAGAGAGUCCCUACCAAAAGGCCCAGUUUUCCCAAACAAGACCAAGCAGCACAGCGCAGGCUCUGAAGACCUCACGACCGUUACCACCAAACCUAGGAAGUUCACCCUUGCCCCAGCCUCGAAAACACCUGUUUCUGGGGGCACUUGCUCUAAGAGGGAAGGCCUUGAGAGUGGUGAUGGAAAUAAUGACAAGCGUUCCAAUUUCACCACUAACGAGGCUGGCGUUGAAAAAUGUUUUGGAGUGCAACUGAGAAGACUCCCUUCCUCCCGGAAGUAUAAGAGCACAAAACUAGAUAACUUUGCCCAGCUUCCUCCACUGCCCUUAGGCCCGAUUCCACUCUCUGAAGGCAGAGAGCAGCGGAUGAGAAGAAGAGAGUCCCGGGGGCUCCUGGUCACUGCAGAGACCCCCACCACAAUACCUGAGCAGGUGGGGAAGCAGCUGAGCGAGCCCAGAUCUGAAGCUGUGGCCCAGAAGCAACCUGCCCACAAGACCCCAGGAAAGCAUCCUGGUCAACAAUCAGACAGUGCCAUAUCAGAGCCAGCUUGGAUAACCAUGGCAAAGCAGAAGCAAAAGGGUUUCCAGACCCCUGGCCUUAUGAAACCAUCAAAAUUCAAGGACAGAGCUGGAGCAGAGGCUGCGACUAAGGAACCUAGUUAUGUGGGAGCUGGACCUGAAAAUGAAAACCAAUCAAGAAAGAUUUUCACUUCCAAUGUCCAUAGACAGAAGGUGGCACAGAUGAAGCUAAUCAAAUCAGCUGGAUUUGAAGAUCAGAAGAUACUUCACACCUCUGCCAAGAAAAAAGAAACUAAAGAAUCUUCAACUUUUCCGGCCAAGUCCCAUCAGCCAGUUGAGCUGGCUGAGCCGGUUGAACCAGCUGAGCUGGUUCAGCCAGUUGAGCCUGUCUGGUUCUCUAUGGCCAAGAAGAAAUCCAAAGCCUGGAGCCACAUAUCAGAGACAUGUAAUAAGUAG
This is a messenger RNA of Lepus europaeus (European hare), 5622 nucleotides long. RefSeq names its product KIAA1210 ortholog. The record is from RefSeq and is a predicted model, not a curated record. Lineage: Eukaryota; Metazoa; Chordata; Mammalia; Lagomorpha; Leporidae.